GGUUGCCAUCCACCAGGGAGAAAACCAGGAGCACGUGGGUAAGACUAUGGGAUUUGGAAGUUGUUUCCUGGGAGCCAAGACCGGGAGGCACCUCCCUCCACUUCCAAGUUAAAUUCUGAUCUCCGAGAUCCCAGGAGGAACUGUUAGGCUCCAACAAGGACUGAAAACCACGAGGAAAGCCGGCGCUUUCCUCCGCGGGGACUGCCCACCUUCCUCCCGGGUUGAACCUCCAGGAGUGAAAAAAGGCAUCACCUCAUCCCUUCCAACUUUCCGCCGACACUUCUCUACUUUGGCAGGCAGAGCGCUAGGACCUGCCCCAUCUGGCGCUAGAAAAGAGCUUUGAUGCCGGCCGCAGGGAUGAGUCCCAAGUGGCGCUGCCUGCUCAGCGGCUCCGAGGAGCGGGUGCUGCUGGUGGCCUUUUGGCAGAUGUAUUUCUGUCAUUGAGCAUUGGCCCGUUGGAAGGCACAAGGGAAGCUCAGUCAUCAGUAUGUCCAAGUACAAACUGGUUAUGUUAAGACAUGGAGAGGGUGCUUGGAACAAAGAGAAUCGUUUUUGUAGCUGGGUGGAUCAGAAGCUUAACAGUGAAGGCCUGGAGGAAGCGCGGAACUGCGGGAAGCAGCUCAAAGCCCUGAACUUUGAGUUUGAUCUUGUGUUUACCUCCAUCCUUAAUCGGUCCAUCCACACAGCUUGGCUGAUCCUGGAAGAGCUGGGCCAGGAGUGGGUUCCUGUGGAAAGCUCCUGGCGUCUGAAUGAGCGCCACUAUGGAGCCUUGAUAGGCCUCAAUAGGGAGAAGAUGGCUUUGAACCAUGGCGAAGAGCAAGUGAGGAUCUGGAGAAGAAGCUACAAUGUGACCCCGCCACCCAUCGAGGAGUCUCAUCCUUACUACCACGAAAUCUACAAUGACCGGAGGUAUAAAGUGUGCGAUGUACCUGUGGAUCAACUGCCACGGUCUGAAAGCUUAAAGGAUGUCCUGGAGAGACUCCUUCCCUUUUGGAAUGAAAGGAUUGCGCCUGAAGUGUUACGCGGCAAAACCAUUCUGAUAUCUGCUCAUGGAAAUAGCAGUAGGGCACUCCUGAAACAUCUGGAAGGCAUCUCCGACGAAGACAUCAUCAACAUUACCCUUCCUACCGGCGUCCCCAUUCUCCUGGAACUGGAUGAAAACCUGCAUGCUGUUGGGCCUCACCAGUUCCUGGGUGACCAAGAGGCUAUCCAAGCAGCCAUCAAGAAAGUAGACGACCAAGGGAAAGUGAAAAAAGCUGAAAAAUAAAGUCUUUCCCAAGUGCUGGCUAGGGAUAGCUGCAGAAAGGAGUGGCAUGUGGUGUGUUAUGGUGCUGACUCUCUCUUUUUUUUCUUUUCCUGAUUUUUUCCAGGGCUAGGCCGUGAGGUGAAGUUUGUGCCAGUAACUAGGUAUCUUGUGUUGGCCUGGGUAAAGACAUUGGGGUGCCUGAGUGCUUAUGUCAUAAGCCUCGUGGGUUAGCCCUCCUGCCAGCCCUGUUUGAGUUAGCCACUAAACGAGUCACCAGUGGGGGUUUAUUAGUGUCACGAGUUUCUGAGAUGGGAGACUGAUAGUGGAGGUAGAGUGUAAGGUGGUCAUCAUUCAGCAAAUCAUCAUUGAGUCGCCACUGACAGGUACUAAUUGCUCUAGUAAGAAGUUCACUUUUACAUUUACUAAGGCUUUCUGGGAUGAUAGGAAAGGGUAUUAGAUCACACACUAUACUUAAGUAUUUAUUACUAGCCUUUUCCUCUAGGAAAAGGGAUGUUUUCAUAGGCAAGAUGAGAGGCCCAUUAAAUGGGAAAGCCACAGAUGGGUUCCCCCAAGAUAGCCAGCCAUAUACAAGGCCCUUCGCUCUGUCUCUAGUCCAGAGACUCCUUUGUUUGACAUUUGGUGGAAUUCCUCUUUGGCAACUAGAAAUAGCAGCACAUAGACAACUGUAGCUGUUUGUGUUCGCUUGUGUUUUGUUUUUGUUUUCUGAACCUUAAUCUUUGGGUACUUAAAAUUGGUUUAAAAAUAAAGUUCUGUGACCAAAAAUGAUACCCCGAGUAUCUCUAUAUGAUUCAUAAAUAUUAGAUAAAGGCCUCUGAACUGGU
This is a messenger RNA of Miniopterus natalensis, 2088 nucleotides long. It is a transcript of the gene BPGM, whose product is annotated as bisphosphoglycerate mutase. Gene Ontology annotation, molecular function: intramolecular phosphotransferase activity. The record is from RefSeq and is a predicted model, not a curated record. Lineage: Eukaryota; Metazoa; Chordata; Mammalia; Chiroptera; Miniopteridae. Gene Ontology annotation, biological process: glycolytic process.